AUUGCAUUCGGUGGUACGUAGUCCGCGCCAACACUGAAUAGGUUAUCAAAUCCAUUAUUGGAUURCGCAAAAGAAACGACAAUGGCUCUGCGAUCCUUUCGACUGCUUGGAGUGGCAUCAGGUCUGCUAGCCCUGUCKCUCUCGACAACAACCAAGCCUUGGGCAUCGGCUUUUGUCACACCGGUUAAGAGAUCUUCGGUGGGGGCUAGGAUGGGACUGCCACAGAAACAACUUGCUUCUUUUCCGUUAGCUAUGGCAUCGAAAAAGACACAGACCCUGGUUUGUCCCGACGAAUGUCUCACAGAAGACGGGGACGAAUACGAAUACGAUUCGAUUCGUACAUCGGUGUCAACCGAGAACGACAACAGCGAAGCGUUGAGCGUCGUGGUUGCUGCCACAUCCACGACCAUCAUGGGCCUCGCCGCCCUGUCCGAGGCUGCAAAUGCAGUUUCUUCGAUUGCGAUGCCAAAGGAGCUGACCCAAAGCUUUGAUCCCAAUUCGUUCGUGCCCGUCUGUGCGGCUUCCGAUGGCUUUUAUCGUGUGUUGCAAUCUACGGCACAAACCGUGGUUGGAAGGGAAAACUUUGUCGAAUACGGCCCGCUGAUUGCCAGUGGUCUCCUCCGUGUGCGCCUGGAACUCUGUGUUGUGGAGUCCUUCUUCAACGAAGCCGUCGGCCCUUUCAUUUCCCAAAACGGGCUGUCGUGGGUGCUGCCCCUGCACGAAACGGUCGAAACGUUUCUGGCGGGAACCGUCUUUGCCCUGGCGACAACCUUCAUUUUGGUUGGAUCGACCAAGCUACUUACCGUCAUAUUCACCUACGCCGACUUUUUUGUGGGUGGCCCCCUCCGGCUCUUUGGUGGUUUCUUUUUCGAUCGAGCUCGUGGAAAACCCGUCAUUCUCGACGUUGGUUUGGGUCCGUUCAAGACGCGGGUGAUCGGCCCCAAGGACGAUGGGGAAGGCGACGCGAAGAAAUCCGAUUUUGACUACUCGGUGGAUUUCAACAGUGUCAAUAGCGCAGAGUUGCCCGUGGUAAUCGCGAGUGGAGGUGUCAAGUUUGUCGGUCAAUCGAUCGGCUUCUUGCGGGAGGUGUUGGACGCGAUUGAUUUGUUCGUGGGGAAAUCACUAAUUUUAUGGGUAACGGCGUACAUCGGAAUCAAGUUUCUGCAUUUUAAGGUCUUUCCUGAUUUUCCAUAAGCAACCUAACGAGGGCGAAAGGUUUUGCAAACUAAGUUUUUCUGUGAUGUAUGACAUGCAACUACGAACUUGUUAAACGUCGCCCACUGAUUUGAUUGGAACGGAGUUGAAAAGAAGUACGGAAAGCUACCGCGCAUGCAUCGACACGAAAGCACACUCAACUGGCGAUGGAGCCUCGCUAUGAACAUAAAGAAAAUAUGCGAAUUCGCAACGACGAAUAGAGGACAAAAAUCGCGCCGGAUCCAUACCGCACAGCUAAUUAAGAAAUAAUAUUGAG
Messenger RNA from Pseudo-nitzschia multistriata, 1471 nucleotides. The record is from the annotation of a GenBank genome assembly. Lineage: Eukaryota; Bacillariophyta; Bacillariophyceae; Bacillariales; Bacillariaceae.